Messenger RNA from Saccostrea cuccullata (small rock oyster), 798 nucleotides. RefSeq lists its product as uncharacterized. Bases 1 to 798 code for a protein of 265 amino acids. NCBI's taxonomy places the organism in Eukaryota, Metazoa, Mollusca, Bivalvia, Ostreida, Ostreidae. The transcript has 3 exons. The record is from RefSeq and is a predicted model, not a curated record.
AUGUGCGCCCUCGGAGAGAGCCAUUUUUUUGGUCGGACUGAUAUGGAAGGCCGUGACUUCCACGGUCACCACUUCACUAACUUCUACGUCACCACCACCGUACAGUCCAGACGGAACUUCAGAAUCAUCAUGGAAGCGUUCACACUUUAUUUUUUGUCUAUGGAAAUUGUCAUCCUUACACACCGUCAAAUAACGAAUCAGAAUCAUUUUGCCCAUGGAUAUGCUUUUGAAAUCAUCAUAUCAGCCUUUGGCGUAGGUAUCGUAAUGCAGAUGGUUUUGUUAUUAAAAGACUUUCCAACAGGAGUUAUAUAUGAAUGCAUGAACGAAUGGCACAAACUUCAACUCUUUUUGCAUUUUGGAGGGUUUUUUUCAACAUCAAUGGGCAUUAUCGCUAUGGCAGUUUCAGAAACUACUGUUGAAGAACACGAAUUUACUGUCACAGUGGCUGCUUUAGUGACGUCAAUAAUUAACGCAACUUGGUACACCAUUUCCAAAAUCUACGAAAAAGCAGUAACUUUAUCUGUUCCCGCUAUAACCGUAACCGACACGGGUAAAGAAGAGACUACAGUGCUGGAGGGGCCAUUCAGCGUCAGAGCGUGGCUACAGACUCCGAGGCACAGACGACAAGACGACCAUUUCCUGGUGGCACCGGAUAUGACGGGAUCUCGGCCUAUGCAUAAGGAAGGCAGUCAGUUUAUUCGAGUACCAUCAGAAAUGUUGCUAGAACAAGCUGUGAAUCGCGAGAGGUAUCGAGAAGAGAUGUCGAGCCUUUUUGUCUGUGAAAUAUCAAAGGGAUAA